CUUGUCUCGUACGUAUUCAUGGUGGUUUCACGCCAAAUAUUGGGUUGUGGAUUAUUGUUUUCCCGAAGCCCCGACGCGACCUUGGUGUGGCGGGCUUUGGGGAAACAACCCAUCCACUUCACAUUCACAUCGCUCUUAUGACGAACGCUACCUCUGCCUGAAGACACCUUCGCGGACAUUUCGAACCAAACAAAUGCACCAUUAAAGAGAUACUGCGACUUCAUCAACAACGAUGUCGAAGCCCACGAUUACCCUCAAGAUCGGUGGCGGUUCCACCCCAGGAUUCAACCUCACAGGAAGGAGCCCUUCGACAGCGGGCACUCCGACUCCAGGCAGUGCCGCCCCAAAGAUCAGGCUUAAUAUGAGCAAUGGAUCAAAACCAACGACCCCUAGCGAGAUCGUAGUCAAGCCGCUACCUAAAACCAAGGCUGGGCGAGCAUCCAAACCUUCUGCCAAAGCCGCAGCGAACAAGAAUGGCAAACGUAUAAAAGACGAAUCCGACGAUGGAGAUGAUCACAAAUCACGCGCUAUAGCAGAGAGAGCGCCGAAGAAGCUGAAGCUGAGCCUAGGAGGCCCAAAGGCUCCAACCGUUUUAAAGGCGAAAUUCAAAGGCAAGCCGCCAAAGAGACCGCUUGGAGAAGGCUAUGACUCCGAGGCCAGCGACAGGGAAGAAGACCCGCUUGUGGUGGAAGAAUUUAUAUUGCGCAUGAUACCUGGACCGGACUGUGACUACGUUCGUGAAGCGAUCCAAGAAAAGACUAUUGGCGUACCACGACACCAAAACGGGGCAGACAUCCAGAUGAAAUUCAUACACCAAGAAGGGCGCCGCGCGAUCGUAACGGUACGCAAGCAUCACUACGCAGCGACCCUAGUCGACCUACCUUGUGUUAUUGAAGGCAUGAAAAGUUGGGACAAGAGAGGGUGGUGGAAAUCAGCAGACAUCUGCCAAAUGCUUUUGGUUUUUGCGCCAAUAAAGACAGAGGCGGAGGCGGCAACGAUAGAACUACCAAAGAUUGUUGAUCCUCACACUUUCCAAUAUCCGCAUGGAUUAACGCCUCCAAUGCACUUUGCCCGCAAGCGCCGGUUCAGGAAGCGCAUCAGUAGGACAGCCAUUGAAGCCGUGGAAGACGCCGUUGAAAAGCUCUUGGAGGCCGAUCUGAAGGCAGAGAGUAUCAGGCAUGAGCUCAUUGAACCCGAAGUUCGGAGCCGACAAGGGAGCCGUUCAUUUGGAAGCCCACUCGCCUACGACGAGGAGGAAGGAUAUUCCGAAGACGAGGACGCAGAUGGGGAUAUUGAUGAUGGCACUGCAUAUUACGGCCAUAUCAAUGGCAAUGGCUUGCAUAAACAAGAAGAGGGAGAGGAGCAUGACCUUGAUGCGGACCUUGAGGCUGAUUUGGAAGCUGCUUUCGAGGCCGACUUUGAUAUCGGAACACCCGCAUCCAACGCCAUCGCUGAAACGCCGAUUGCAACGAUUACAAGUGGCACGCCGGAUGCAAGCGGCAAUGUGAAUGGAGACAGUGGUGACGAGUCGUCCGAUGCCAGCGUUGAAGAUGACGAGGCAGACGGUGGCUCUGACGACGAGAUCGACGAUGACGAGCGUGCCAGAUUGGCCCAGCUCCAAGGUGCCAAGGAAGAUAUUGACGAAAUGGAGAAGCAACUGGCGAGUCUGCAGGCAUCAUGGGAGAUGCAGGUCAAUCCGAUCCUGAAAACGAGAAUUAAGGGGAAUAUCGAGAAGGUGAAGGCUGAAUUGCAGCUCAAGAAAUCUGCAAUCGGCGAAGGGGACGAAGAUUAGAUUCGGCUUGUAAAGGGAAUGUAUAGUGGAAGCCGGCGUUAUCAAUACCUUGGGAGGCUGGAUUCUGAUAUUUGGCAAUGGGCGUAAUGGACUAGUUGGUUGAAACCGGAGAACAUCCUGGUGACUACAGCAUUUUAUAAUGUAGCAAGGGGCACAGGAACACACGAACAAAUUUAAUCCUCAACAUAUAAUAGUG
Molecule: messenger RNA, 1988 nt
Organism: Pseudogymnoascus verrucosus
Lineage: Eukaryota; Fungi; Ascomycota; Leotiomycetes; Thelebolales; Thelebolaceae
Exons: 1
Coding region: 233-1792 (519 amino acids)
Biological process (GO): transcription initiation at RNA polymerase II promoter; RNA polymerase II preinitiation complex assembly
Cellular component (GO): transcription factor TFIID complex
Molecular function (GO): RNA polymerase II general transcription initiation factor activity
Source: RefSeq, a predicted model, not a curated record